Messenger RNA from Enterobius vermicularis (human pinworm), 1125 nucleotides. NCBI's taxonomy places the organism in Eukaryota, Metazoa, Nematoda, Chromadorea, Rhabditida, Oxyuridae. The record is from the annotation of a GenBank genome assembly.
GAAAGGAAAAUGCUGCGAUCAAAGUACACGUAUCGUGAAGAACGGUCAAUGUGGGAAUUUUUAUACGAGUUAGUUGAUUGCUUUAUAUUUUGUUACUUGUAUGCGCAUAUCAACUGGUCACAUGCAUCUGGACGUGUGAGAUAUGUGUUGUGCAAGAGACGUGUUUGAGCUGUACUCGGCUUUGCAACUUCACAUUUGUCUGUAAGAAUUGGAAGAGUCAGUUACAUGUUGUUGGCUGUGAGGGAGCUGAAAGCGAACUCAGAAGCAGCACUCAAACCAAAAGGACACAUCCUGUGGAAGAAAUACGCAGAAAGUGGUAGAACGGCUAAAACUUCAACUUCUCUUACGUCGCACUUCCGGAAACAGAUGUAUGACCACAUUGAGGAUGCGAGGUUGCCCAUUGAUCGGGUUCUGUACAUCGCUAACGCGCUAGAGAUGGAUUUGUCUAGAAAGAAAAAGUUGUUGGAAGCCAGACAUGAUGUAAAACUAUCGUUUAAUGCAUUUAAUACUCGUGCGACUUAUAUAAAGAACGUAGAAACUGAACCUGAAGCAGUUAGAGCAGUCCCAGCUCCUGAUGCUAUGCAGAGAGGAGGGUUGCGUAAAAGGAUAAGGGAAGAUGAUGUUGCGCAGACAGUGUCGAGUUUGCUGAUGGAAAGAGUGGGAAGUGACUCACAUCUAACAAGCAGCGAAGAAACUUACGCAAAGAGGUGUACACGCAGUGGACGUGUAUUCGCAAAAGAAGAAAAAGAAAAAAUCGAAUCAGAAGAUAUGGAGCUUUCGCCAGAUGCUCAGAGGUUAACGUGUAGCAGUAGUUCAGCCAUGAAUUUCCAAAAUGGGCUUUUUGAAGAGUCAGACGAAGAACAGUCGGAGGAAUUUUCAAAAAGUAGGGAAGAAGAUGAAUUUGUGGACAGAUGUGAAGCCGAUCGACAAAGGCUUCUCGCUGCAGCGAGGAAGCAUCCAGGAUACUGUUACGUCAUGGAAGUUGCGCUAGACACUGAGCUGGAUCGAGUAAUUAAAGAGGCUUAUCAAGAAAAAAUACCUCUUAUGGAUUUCAUAGGAAAGCAAAUCAUGGUCCUCUCUGAUGAGCUACCUCGUCUGUUCGAUUUGAGACUCCGUCCCUCUUGA